Messenger RNA from Phanerochaete carnosa HHB-10118-sp, 1251 nucleotides. RefSeq lists its product as uncharacterized. NCBI's taxonomy places the organism in Eukaryota, Fungi, Basidiomycota, Agaricomycetes, Polyporales, Phanerochaetaceae. Gene Ontology annotation, cellular component: PCNA complex. Gene Ontology annotation, biological process: mismatch repair; leading strand elongation; regulation of DNA replication. Gene Ontology annotation, molecular function: DNA polymerase processivity factor activity; DNA binding. The coding region runs from base 32 to 1120 and encodes 362 amino acids. The record is from RefSeq and is a predicted model, not a curated record. The transcript has 6 exons.
CGACCGCCUCUCUUCUGUUCUCCAUUCUAAAAUGCUCGAAGCCAAGCUUAGCGAGGCCGGAAUCCUGAAGAGACUACUUGAUGCCAUCAAGGAACUCGUCGCCGACGCGAACUUUGAGUGCACUGAGGAGGGAAUAACCCUGCAAGCGAUGGAUAACUCGCACGUCGCGCUCGUGGCUGUCAAACUCAACGCGACUGGCUUUAAGCGCUACCGCUGCGACAGGCCUAUGCCACUCGGUGUGAAUCUCACAUCGCUGACAAAGGUCGUGAAGUGCGCAAAGGACGACGACCUCUGCACGCUUAGCGCGGCAGACGACGCCGAUGUCCUCAGCUUGACUUACGAGGCGCGCAACACCGACCGCAUCGCGGAGUAUGAAAUGAAGCUGAUGGACAUUGAUACUGACACGCUCGGCAUUCCCGACACCGACUACGACGCGCGUGUCACAAUGCCGUCGUCAGAAUUCUCACGGAUCGUGCGCGACCUCUCGCAGCUCGGUGAGAGUGUGCGCAUUGAGGUCUCGAAGGAGGGUGUCCGCUUUGCCAGCGAAGGCGAGGCUGCGAACGGUAACAUCCUUAUGCGGCACACGGACACCUCUGGAGUGAACGGCAAGAAGGGAAGCAGCAGCAAGGUAAAGAAAGAGGAUGACGAUGAGGAAGAAGCGGAGGACGAUGACGAAGAUGAAGAUGGCGAGAAGAAGGCUAAGAAAGAGAAGGUCAAGAAGGAGGAGAAUGAGGACGUUGAGAUGAACGGCGAAGAUGAUGAGGACGAUGGUGAGUUCAAGGCUGAGAGCGAAGGCGAGGAGGAACAGGACGAGGACUCGUCCGGCAAAAAGCGCAAGAAGGCUCCUGGCAAGGAGGCCACUAAACCGGCGAAGAAGGCCAAGAAAGGCAAGUCGAAAGGCGACGACGAAGACGAUGUUCCGGACGGUGUCCGCAUCGAGAUGAACCAGCAUGUCAACUUGACAUUCAGCUUGAAGUACCUCGUCAACUUCUCAAAGAGCGCAUCGCUCUCUAACGUCGUGCAGCUGAUGAUGAGCAACGAUGUGCCAUUGCUCGUCUCGUACGACUUUAACCAAGGAUACAUCCGGUACUACCUCGCGCCCAAAAUUGGAGACGACUAAGCGGCUCCGAAGUAUAACUAGCUCAUUCUCUUGCACUCCAUAUCAGCUGUCUUGCAUGUUUUCGUUAUGGCUUUGUUUCCAAGUAUCUACGCGUAUAUCUGCCUCGUUGUAAUUUAUCAAGUUGACAGCAC